Stylophora pistillata is the source of this 2794-nucleotide messenger RNA. RefSeq names its product QRFP-like peptide receptor. Gene Ontology annotation, biological process: G protein-coupled receptor signaling pathway. The record is from RefSeq and is a predicted model, not a curated record. Gene Ontology annotation, molecular function: G protein-coupled receptor activity. Lineage: Eukaryota; Metazoa; Cnidaria; Anthozoa; Scleractinia; Pocilloporidae. Gene Ontology annotation, cellular component: membrane.
ACUUCUAAAGGUGAAAAUGUGUUAAGUUAGAACAACAUUUGCCACCAUAAGGACAGAAAUUACUACCAAAAGCCUGUCUUGACUACCGCUUUGUUUUUUGCCAGCCUCUUCAGAAGAAUCGUUUACGUAAACAGCCCGAAGGAGACACUAUUACGUGAUGCAAUGACAAAAUUACCUUUACAUGGUGCGUGCAAAAUAUCAUUCCAGAUAGAAAGUUUUUCUUUUUUUCUCUUUUUGUAGACUUACGUUUGCAAAUUUUAUUGGGGGAGAGCUUGACCCAAACUCUAAUUUCAUUUUAGCAAGGAAAUUAUCCGCGCAGAAAGCUACGAAAUUUCGAGAAAUUGCUCAAUCAACUGUUAUAUUUUUCAUCGCUAAAUUACUCAUUAAUUCAAAUGACAUAACCACAGACUUGAACUAUGGAUUACAUUCUUCAGAAAUAUUUCAACACUGUUCACUUGCCAAAGCCAGAUGCGUCGGAAAUUACUGGUGAGACGUGACUGCAGUUUUUAAAUCUUCUAUUUUAACGCUUAUCGUGAGCUUUUCCAACCAACUUCGAGAAAACUGUAAGCUGUCUGGGUAUUGAAGUUUUCGUGUUUUUUUUUUAUCUUUUUUUUUUUUUAAUCUUUAUCUGCAUAGCUACUUAAGUGAAAAGCCGCCUAGUCAAAAACUUUCCCAAAACUUUCCCAAAACCUUGCCGAAAUACUCAUCAGUCAUGGAAGUCUUUUAGAAAAACAGCAGAAAAUAAUUGAGGGCGAUUUCCGACCCGCCUUAACAGAAUUCAGGCGAGGUUUGAGUACGUUUCCGAUCGGAAGACGAUUAUUGAAUUUACAGGUUUGUUUUACAUCCGUCAGCACGAAGUCAACAAUCAUCUGCAGUACUCCACACAUUAGGUGUUCAGUUUCGCACAUCAUCGAGUUUCGCGCAAUCUAAACAUCAACCAACUUGACUUCAGAGGUUAUCGAUAACGGAACUGUUCAAACUCAUACAACCGACAGCUUUUUUAUCUUUGAAUACUUCCUUUUCGUUUCGUUUUUAACCAAUGAGGUCUAUAAAUGGGGCGUCAAAGGGUUGUGUAGUUUAUUAGAAGUUACCAGUGACUUGUGGUGUUUUGCGCAUCUCGGUAUCUUUGUGUCGCAGCCUCGCGACAGAUCUGAUUAUAAUCCUUUGAGAUUCAAACGAUCUAAGAACAAACAGGGUUUGCCUCUCUGUGCUCUUCACCGACGUGGUAAGCCUUCAGUGUCAUUUUUGCCGAAGGAACUUUUUCCGGUAGAAUAAAACCAGACAACCGGAGCCAAAGUGAGAUUACUUGCUUAACUGCACGUCGGAGUCAGUCUUCGGAAGACACUGAGCAAUGGAAGCAGACCCAACGGAGGAUAUUGGUUCAGGUGAAGUGGAAGAUGGCUCAUCUGUACAUCCAGAAAAUUCCUUCAACAACACUUUUUUGGCAAUCCAGUGCGCAUGGUAUUCCUUCGUCCUUAUUCUUGGCAUGACAGGGAAUUUGUACGUCAUUUUAACAGUUUGGUGUCGUAAGGACAUGUGUUCCACAACAAAUUUGUUUAUUGUGAACUUAGCUUUCAGUGACUUAGGGAUUCUGCUGAUCUCGCUCCCAGCUGAGUUCAUCAAGGACUACGUAGGUUGGCCCUUUGACAAGCUAACCUGCCAGAUUGUCGCCCCUUUGAACGAAGUUUUCUUCUGUGUGUCUAUAUUGACCCUGACUGUUAUCACCAUUGAGAGGUUUCGGGCGAUCUGCAGACCGUUCAAACCGCGUCUGACGGAACGGGAAGCCAAAAUUAUUAUUGUUAUUGUAUGGAUUGUGUCAUACCUCAGUGUCGGUUUUCCAAUGUCGUUUCUGAUGGAUGUACAAGUGAUUCCUAACUAUCCGAACAGGUGCGGACCCGUGUGGUCGGGAGAUCUUGAGCGACGAAUACACACUUGUUUUAUUGCCACUCUUAUAAUCGUGCCCCUGUUCAUAACAGCCGGAGGCUAUGCAGCUAUCGUGUCUACAAUGAGAAGGCAAAGUGCGCGGAUCAGAGAGAGAGCGAACUCCUUGAGCAACGCAACCGUUACCUUCCGCCAUGACCAAUUCCGUUUAGAGAAGAACGCAGAAUUAAUCAAAAUGCUUCUUCUCAUUGUGGUUGUCUUUUGGAUUUGUAUGCUGCCUCUGACUCUACUUGCCCUGGCAAUGGAUUUUGGAGGCAUCGACCCGACAACAAAAACAGUCGAAUUAUUAUACACCCUCGGUAUUUCCUUAUUUUUCAGUAACAGCGCUUUUAACCCCAUUGCUGUGUAUAUGAUGAGCUCAGAGCUAAGGAAAGGGCUCUAUACCUUCCUAAAUAGAAUUUCAAAGUAGUUUGACCAUUACUUUUUCAAAGUGUGGAAACAGUAAAAGACUGUCUGGUUAACCUUGCAAGGUUCUCUCGUUUGAAGUGGCUGUAAAUAGCGGUCGAAUGUUCGAUUAUUAGUUUCAACUUGUGAUGUGUGCAGAGGCUGUUGCUGUUACAUGUAUAGUUGCACAGACAUUUUAUCCCUAGCGGCUGUAAAUAACGUAAACUUCUUAACCACAAGGAUUUGAUUGGAUUGCGUUUUUCGUUCGUGCUUGAUUCAUUCAAUACCGAAGAUAGCUCGACAUAAUUCACAUGAAAUAAUUGACCCCAAAUUAAACUUCUUCCGAGCUCUAAAUGAAUAAACCGCAAAGAGAUAAAAAUUACUACGAAAAAAAUUCUGUAUUCUUAGGGUGAUAAAACAUUUGGUUUACUUUUACCCUCGAUAAAUAUAAUUGCUUCAUCCAAACACA